UGCCGCGCCCCCGUCACGUGACAGGACCAUCAUGGCGGCGGCCGGAGGCCUACCCGGUUCCCGGAAGCAGGCUGUGAGGGGCGGGCGCGCUGCUGGAACAGGAGCCGGAGCCGGAGAGGCUAGGGCGGCCGGGCGGCCUGGAGCCGGACGUGUCCGGAGCGUCCCCGCAGACCGGGGCAGCAGGUCGUCCGGGGGCCCGCCAUGCUGGUGACUGCCUACCUUGUUUUUGUGGUCCUCCUGGCCUCCUGCCUGGGGUUGGAGCUGUCAAGAUGCCGGGCUAAGCCCCCUGGAAGGGCCUGCAGCAAUCCCUCCUUCCUUCGAUUUCAACUGGACUUCUAUCAGGUCUAUUUCCUGGCCCUGGCAGCUGACUGGCUUCAGGCCCCCUACCUCUAUAAACUCUAUCAGCAUUACCACUUCCUGGAGGGUCAAAUUGCCAUCCUCUAUGUCUGUGGCCUUGCCUCCACAGUCCUCUUUGGACUGGUGGCCUCCUCCCUUGUGGAUUGGCUGGGUCGCAAGAAGUCUUGUGUCCUCUUCUCCCUCACUUACUCUCUGUGUUGCUUAACCAAACUAUCUCUGGACUACUUUGUGUUGCUGGUGGGCCGAGCACUUGGUGGGUUGUCCACCGCCCUGCUCUUCUCCGCCUUCGAGGCCUGGUACAUCCAUGAGCACGUGGAGCGGCAUGACUUCCCUGCUGAGUGGAUCCCAGCUACCUUUGCCCGAGCUGCCUUCUGGAACCAUGUGCUAGCUGUAGUGGCAGGUGUGGCAGCUGAGGCUGUGGCCUGCUGGAUGGGGCUGGGGCCUGUAGCGCCCUUUGUGGCCGCUAUCCCUCUCUUGGCUCUUGCUGGGGCCUUGGCCCUUCACAACUGGGGAGAGAACUAUGAUCGGCAGCGUGCCUUCUCAAGGACCUGUGCUGGGGGCCUGCGCUGCCUCCUGUCGGACCGCCGUGUGCUGCUGCUUGGUACCAUACAGGCCCUGUUUGAGAGUGUCAUCUUCAUCUUUGUCUUCCUCUGGACACCUGUGCUGGACCCACAUGGGGCCCCACUGGGCAUCAUCUUCUCCAGCUUCAUGGCUGCCAGCCUGCUCGGCUCUUCCUUAUACCGCAUCGCUACCUCCAAGAGGUACCACCUUCAGCCUAUGCACCUACUCUCCCUUGCUGUCCUCAUCGUCGUCUUCUCCCUCUUCAUGUUGACUUUCUCCACCAGCCCCGGCCAGGAGAGUCCAGUGGAGUCCUUCAUAGCCUUCCUACUUAUCGAAUUGGCCUGUGGGCUGUACUUUCCUAGCAUGAGCUUCCUGCGGAGAAAGGUGAUCCCUGAGACAGAGCAAGCUGGUGUACUCAACUGGUUCCGGGUACCCCUGCACUUACUGGCCUGCCUGGGGCUCCUAGUCCUCCAUGACAGUGAUCGCAAAACAGGCACUCGGAACAUGUUCAGCAUCUGCUCUGCUGUCAUGGUGAUGGCUCUGCUGGCAGUGGUGGGGCUCUUCACCGUGGUAAGGCACGAUGCUGAACUGCAAGUGCCCUCACCCUCUGGGGAGCCUUAUGCCCCUGAGCUCUAACCCUGUUCCCGGACAAGAGGGCUGGGACAGACUCUUGAAUCCCACCUCUCCAUGGUUGUACAGAUCUCUCUGUGACUGACUUUGUGACUAUCUGGCCCCUCAGCCUGUCCUGGGGGCCCCUCUUGCCAGUGCUUUGUGUUGGGGAGCACAUGGGGGUGAUGGCCUGGAAAGAAGAUGCCAAAAGUUGCCUCUGUGUUACUCCCUUUCCCCUUUCCACUUAAAAAUAAAUACUUUUAACUGGUCA
This is a messenger RNA of Rhinolophus ferrumequinum (greater horseshoe bat), 1798 nucleotides long. It is a transcript of the gene SLC61A1, whose product is annotated as major facilitator superfamily domain containing 5. The transcript is spliced from 2 exons. The coding region runs from base 202 to 1554 and encodes 450 amino acids. Gene Ontology annotation, biological process: molybdate ion transport. Gene Ontology annotation, molecular function: molybdate ion transmembrane transporter activity. Gene Ontology annotation, cellular component: membrane. Lineage: Eukaryota; Metazoa; Chordata; Mammalia; Chiroptera; Rhinolophidae. The record is from RefSeq and is a predicted model, not a curated record.